AAUAAAAUCUAAUUUCCAUAUUUCCUUAGUCGAUAGAACACAACCCUCACCGCUCUGGAGUCUCCUGCCGCCCACAGCCGACGACGACCGCCGCGCACCACUAGCCAUCGAUCUUCUUCCUUCAGUCCAAAUCGAAGAAGAAAAUAAGAGGGAUGAAAACAAUCGGUUUGGGAGAAUCAACACCAGCUGUUGCAAAAUUGAAUGAAUUUCAAACAACAGAUCAUCUAAUUGUCGAAUUGAUUCGAAUCGAAUGGUGUUCGAUAGGGUUUCCGAUCUGAGUAAAAAAUUGGGAAUUUGGUAAAUUAAUGUCGGCGUACGAACCCUAACAAUUUUUCGAUUAACAUUGUGAAUCCCCAAUUCUUACAGUCAACAAUAUGAAGAACGGCGUCAUUGGAAUUAAGAAUAAGAAGCAUCACUAAGGAAGUAGUAAACGAAGAACACUCCCCGUCCUGUGGCGGCCAGCGAUUCGACAACGGAUGCCUAAAAUAUCUUUGGAGGAGGUUUACCGCUGUCUCCAAAACGCAGGUUUCGAUAGCCCAUUUGCACGUUCAAAUGGAAAAGCUUCGCCAACAUACCCUCAGUCUUCUGUUCAAUUUUUGCGCAGCGAGCAUACGUUCGUAGACGUAAUGGACAGAUCGAAUCCAGAGAAGAAAGUGAGGGUAAUAAUCGAGUUGCAUUUGCGUGGAGAGUUCGAGAUGGCACGGACACACCAAGAGUACGACAGCGGAGGAUGGUGUGUGUUGGCGGAGGAAGAGAAUGGAGGAGGCCAUGGCAUUGGUGAGAGAGGGGGAAGCAGCGAGAAAGUGAGAUAGAGUAGAGAGAUAGGGAGGUGGGUUUGUAAAUUUAAUUGAGAAUUAAAAUUUAAUUUUGAAAUUUAAUUUAAGGUUAAAACUGGAGCAUAACGGUAAGUUUUGGUAAAUAUUUAAAACCAUUAAUGCGCUUUAGAAGUGUCACGGACCGAAAGGGUGGCCGAGCGACGCCGAGGAAGAUGCAGAUGGAUGCCGAAUUGACGGCGCGCCAACGCACAGAGGCUAACGAAGAUCCUUCAAGAUGUUUCGGAAUCUCCUGGAAUAUUCUGGAACAUUCUAGAAGCCCCGAGAUCGCCCCUCAACCAAAUUGAUGAUAUUAUCAAUUAGAUUUAUAUUAUCUAGAUAUCUUUAUCCAUAUCUCUUUUAUUUAGAUAUCUAUAUCUGUAGAUUGAUAAGAUAUAGCAAAUCCAAGUAUGGAUUUGAUAAAAUACGAAGUAUCCAUAUCUUGUUAAGAUUUAGCAUAUCCAUGAUAGAGUGCCUAUAUAAAGAGGAGGAGUCCUCACUUGUAUUUAA
Messenger RNA from Andrographis paniculata, 1322 nucleotides. RefSeq lists its product as uncharacterized. The record is from RefSeq and is a predicted model, not a curated record. Bases 477 to 812 code for a protein of 111 amino acids. The transcript has 2 exons. Lineage: Eukaryota; Viridiplantae; Streptophyta; Magnoliopsida; Lamiales; Acanthaceae.